Pogoniulus pusillus (Red-fronted tinkerbird) is the source of this 908-nucleotide messenger RNA. RefSeq lists its product as uncharacterized. Gene Ontology annotation, molecular function: kinesin binding. Lineage: Eukaryota; Metazoa; Chordata; Aves; Piciformes; Lybiidae. Bases 1 to 756 code for a protein of 251 amino acids. The record is from RefSeq and is a predicted model, not a curated record. Gene Ontology annotation, biological process: nuclear migration; nucleus organization; cytoskeleton organization. The transcript is spliced from 6 exons. Gene Ontology annotation, cellular component: membrane; nuclear envelope; perinuclear region of cytoplasm.
AUGGGUGCCCUUGCUAGUGUGUGUGAGGACCCUCAAAAUGACAAGGAAUUUGUUCAGAAAUGCGAGCAGUGGAUGAAUUCCACAGCAGAAAUUCACAAGACCUUCAAGAAAAGCAUUCCUGGACACUUGGAAGAACUGCAGAAGGACCAGAGAGAGUAUGAGGAGCUGCAAAACGAAAUUUCCACAAAUGAGCAGAGAUUUAAUUCUGUGAUGGAAAAUGUUCUACCUUCCUGGGAAUCUGGAGAUCCAGAGAAAAGAGGACAGUUACUUUCCAAGUUCACACUGAUGAAGGAGCAGUGGCACCAUGUUAGCUGGGUGGUGCAGCAGAGAAAGAAAAGCAUCGAUGGAUUUCUGAGACUGUGGCAUCUCUUCCUGUGUUGCCUGCUGAGUCUCAACAGAUGUCUCGUGGAUACCAAGAGCUUUGUCGCAUCUGUGAAGACCCAGGACUGCCACAGCCACCACCAGCGUAGGAAUCUCAUUAAAGAGUUGAAGCUCACCAAGAGAAGUGCAGAUGACAGAGGCAGCAGCACCACAAGCGGCAGAAGCGAUCGCCGAGGACUUGCUCAGCCCACAUCGCUCUGUCGCCGGGCUGUGGCUUGGGCACUUGUACUGUUUGUGUUGCUCCUGCUUUUGCUGUUCUUCCUCACUUCUGUCAUUGUCCCUUCUGAUGAGUUUGACAGAUGCAUGUCUGUCAACAACUUUGCCCGUUCCUUCAAUCUCAUGCUGCAAUACCCACAUGGGCCUCCACCAUUGUAGGAAGCGGCCCAGGAACCUUCAGUGGCAGCACUCUCUCUGUUGCUACAUAGGCUCUCUGCAGUGCUUUGUCAUGGGGAACUUCUUCAUCCUUUCUUGUUCUGUUUUCUUCACUUUAAAUGUUCAAUAAAGUUUGUUGUUAGUGUUAGGUCAUA